Molecule: messenger RNA, 2412 nt
Organism: Symbiodinium sp. CCMP2592
Lineage: Eukaryota; Dinophyceae; Suessiales; Symbiodiniaceae
Source: the annotation of a GenBank genome assembly
AUGGGUUGCUACUGUUUCUCUUUGACGUGUGUGUGUGUGUGUGUGCUGGGCCUCAGGCGGAAGUCUGCAUUGCUGGAGGAGCAGAGCCAAGAGUUGAGAAGGGCCAAAGAACGACAUGCCCUCAUCUCAACCCUUACCGACAAGGGAGGUGGCUACUUUCUCGUCGGAUGGCGACGAGAACUGGAUCCAGAUGGUUCGAUGGAUGUCGAGUUGAAGGAGCUCGACUGGCACUUGCGACGGCUUGGCCUUCUUGAGCUGAGUGCUCGAAACAUUGUCGGUCCCAGCGCAGAGAGUCUUACCUUGGAGGAUCUGUCUAAGAAGGACGGCGACCUUGUUCGGCGGGUUCGGGAGUGGAUCAAGGAGAAGUUCGGGUCUCCGGCAGACGUCUGGAAUGUCAUCGACGCAAAGCAAACAGGCAGUCUGGACCGAGCAGGUUGGACGUCAUCUUGCUUGGCAGCGGGCUUUGACGGGACCGUCGAAGAGCUACACUAUCUGUUCCAGUUCGUCGACAUCGACGAGGGCGGCAGCAUCAACAAAGAAGAGAUCCUCUUCUUGGAGACGGACAGCCAGGCGAGGGACAAAGCUAUCUUCGAGGAGAAGAUGAAGUCAAAGGGUCAAGUAGAGCGGCUGUGGGCAUCUGUCUACUGGUCAGAGCUGCACAAGGGCCAUUCUCCCUUGAGCAGGACGGCACCGAGGCCGUGGAUGGCCAAAGCUUUUGAGGCCCUUCCGCCGUUGGUUAUCGUACAGCGUCAACAUCGUUUGCGCGAGGCGCGAAGAACGCAGCGGCAGUCGAAGUCAAAGUUCCUGAAAUUCCUGCGCGAGAAGUACGGGUCAUGCGCCCGAGCAUGGAGACGAGGAAUCGAUCCCGAUGGCCAUUUCUUUGCGGACAAGCUGAUUCUUCGGCACUUCUGUCGGCAGCACGAACUUGACUAUCAAGUGCACAUGCCUUCGUUGUGGACGACACUAGAUUCGGACAGCGACGGGAAGAUCAGCCUGCAAGACAUCUCACCGCUCGGUGCAGUAGCUUUGGCUUCCUUCAGGGCUUGGUGCCGAAAGAAGUGUGGGUCUUGCCGCGCUGUUUGGAGUCUUCCCGAGAUGGAGAAAGCCCGUGCUUCUCCACAACUUUCCGGCGACUCGCGACUCAUUUCCGUGAAGAAGAUGCUGAUAGGGCACUUCGUGGAGUCGCUGAAGGCUUUGGGAUGGAUCUGCUCCGGGGAUCAGGCUGAAAUGCUAUCCGCCCUGGACUUCUUCAACGCAGGCUUCGUUUCACAGGCUGACUUGUACUGGCUGGAUACUUGGGAGCCUCCGCUGUUCCUCAUCUCGGAGCCCUCCGAAGAGGCAUGGAACGAGGUGAAGCAUAUCCUUCUGGAGAGAUACGGAAGCCCCCUGCAUGCCUGGCGCGAGCUUGAUCUUGAUGGCCAGAACGAGGUGUCUUGGACGGAGUUCGUCGCCGGCUGCAGGAGAGUCAGAUUCAAAGGCGACGUUGGAGCAGCAUGGAGAUACAUAGACAACGAUGCUUCUGGAUACAUCAGCAUGGAAGAGUUCAGCCCGGACAUUUACAAUGUGCUUAUGUCAUUUAAGCAAUGGGCCUCAAGACUGUAUGGAUCGGUCGGGAAUGCCUUCAAGAACUUCGACAAAGAAGGAAACGGCACCUUGACCCUGCACAUUUUGAGGCGCUGUUGCCAAAAAGGGAAAUGGAGUGGGGACGCACAGGAGCUCUUUCAGUGUGUCGGGCCGACGAGUUCUCGGCAGGAUCCGAGCAAAAAGCUGAUUACGGUGGAAGACGUAGCCUUUUUGGACUUGUGGCCUGACCGGGAGAAGGACGACAAGGUGGAAGAUGAGGAGUCCUGUGGAUCUCCAUCCCCCAAGAGCGAUUCCCACCCUCGACUCUUCAAAAAGCCGGCACCACCGCCGGUCCCGACAAGCACUGCCCGUUCGACUCCAAAGCUUGCCAGACCCGAGACGACCAGCUCGCUGCGGAAGGAGCAGUCUGCAGUGCUCGCAGCUUCAUCCCCGCAAAAGGCCGCACAAAUUCAAAGGACAUACAACUGUUGCCGCUCUCUGCAAAGAAGGGGUUACCAGCAGCGCCAUCACAAGUAUGCAUCAAAGAGCAAAUUGCCUUGGCUGGACAAACUGCAUCGACUUUGUCAUGAAGCUCCGAUGGCUUUCGAUUCGUCGAAGGACCGAAGUGAUGUAUCCGCAGAGGUGCCCAUCGGCAAUCUCGACACCACUGGAGCACCCGGACAAAGAGGAUGUCGUUGUUCUGCCUUUGCGUUCGUGGGUGGGCAGAUCGGGCAGGAUCAGCUGCGGAUGCAUGACAUGAGAGCAAACGCCUCUGGAUCAGAGCGUUUCACCGGCUGGGAGCAACCUCUGCUGCUAAAGCAGCAUGAGGACUGCCCCUCAGCGAAUUAG